AUUUUCUCACUGUAAAUGUUCUACAAUGGCGAGUUUCUCAUUUAAAAGGAAAGGUAGAAGACCCCAGUCAGCUACACCCACCUCAAAGCCAGUGUCAAAAUCAAAGGGAACGUCUGAAGUUGCCAACUGGUCGCCUUUGCAGACGGAUGUUCAUAUCAAUCAGCUAGCAGUCUGUCCAAAAUAUCGAACGAGCGACAAAGCCAGCAUUGAGUCGAGUCUAGAUGUGAGAGAAAAACAAGAACAGUUGGUUUAUGGCUGUGGGUAUCCAGGACUUUUGAUUGCCUCUCUGAAUGUCAGGACUGGAGCUCUGUCUCGCCUUCCUGUACCAGUACCACGCAAUCCCAAUGCUCUCCAGUCAAUAGAUCAUGACACGGAUGAACUUCAUGUUCUUGCUGACACAAAAGCCACCUGCCUUGUCUUUGUGGGAAGCUGGCAGGUGUGGAUAGGGACAGAGCACGAUACACUCCAUGUGUUGAACUGUGCUUGUGAUGAAAACGCUAUUCAGAGCCACAACUUGUUACAGCUUCAUGAUUCGGUGUUGUGUGUGAUUCCGGGACCGGAGGUAGACGGAUCUCGGUCUGUGUAUGCAGGAACAGCUAGUGGUCGACUGGUGAUGUUUACAGGACCCACUGACAGUCAUGGAGGGUUAACAGACCCAUUUGCUGAUCAGUUGUGUAUCGACUUGAUGAGCGGCAUCAAUCGACGUUACACAGGCUCUGCUCCCAUAAAGACAGCUACUUUUGCUGAUAAUGGAAGGUUGUGGUGUGGAGUGGGAAUGUCAAUUAUGGUUUUUGAUCCGAAAACUCUCACAAUUGAUUACGAAUUCAAAGCUGAAGCUCCACGAGAAGACGACAUUCCAAAUCAUGGCCGGAAAAUUGUUGCUCAUUUGCAGCCCAGUGAUGUGGGCAUCUGGAGUGCGUGUUGGCAUGCACCUGCUGUGUAUCUGUGGGAUAUUCAAAACUACACUCUAAAGGCAUCGAUAGUGAGCAAUGCAUUCCGGGCGACUGCAGGAUGGGUUGAAGCAUCAGCUGAUAUCACUGCACUUGCUGUUGAUUGCUCAGCGUGUCUUCUUUUAGUUGGCACACGUGGAGGUCACACUCUAAUAUUCGAUAUCCUUCCAUCCAGCACCAGCGUUGCCUCUUUCAAGCCACGAUUUCUCUCCUCUGUACAUCACGGUACAGGCGCCAUUCGCUCCAUACAACUCAUAAAUGACAUUUCAGCUGCCCUCAAGUCAGCAUACGGAGUUGAAGAACAGAGUGAUGCACAUCGAGCCAAUAGUGAAGAGGUACGUGUAAAGGUAGUCAACUGUGCAUCGAGCUCACUCAGUCAAGAAGGAUCUGUUCUCUUUGUUUGGGAGUUUCAAAUUCCACAAGACAGAGAGAGGCUAGAACGACAGAUGAGGCAUUGGACACUCAUCGAGUCACAAAAGAGCUCAUUUAUAUAUCCACCACUGAGACUGGUGCAUGUUGCACCCACUGCUUUGGUAACAACGCCUCUUACUUAGUUGGAUGUAAUAAUAUAAAUAUGUACUCUAUUAGUUACUCGAUUGCUUGACAGCAAUGUUAUUGUUUUUACAGUGUUGUCUUUUUGCGACUUGCCAGUAACUUGUUUUUUAGAAUCUUUAGAAGCAUGAUCUUUUUAU
This is a messenger RNA of Corticium candelabrum, 1642 nucleotides long. RefSeq lists its product as uncharacterized. The coding region runs from base 26 to 1504 and encodes 492 amino acids. Lineage: Eukaryota; Metazoa; Porifera; Homoscleromorpha; Homosclerophorida; Plakinidae. Gene Ontology annotation, molecular function: protein binding. The transcript is spliced from 4 exons. The record is from RefSeq and is a predicted model, not a curated record.